GGGCGCUUUCUCCAUCGUCCGAAGAUGCGUGAAGGUGUUGGCAGGACAAGAGUACGCAGCCAAGAUCAUCAACACCAAGAAGCUGUCUGCUCGAGAUCACCAGAAGCUGGAACGAGAAGCCCGGAUCUGCCGCCUCCUGAAGCACCCCAACAUCGUGAGGCUCCACGACAGCAUCUCUGAAGAGGGCCAUCACUACCUGAUAUUUGACCUGGUCACUGGCGGGGAGCUGUUUGAGGACAUUGUGGCCAGGGAGUACUACAGCGAAGCAGAUGCAAGCCACUGCAUCCAGCAGAUCCUGGAGGCCGUCCUGCACUGCCACCAGAUGGGGGUUGUCCACCGGGACCUGAAGCCUGAGAACCUGCUGCUGGCAUCCAAGCUGAAGGGUGCCGCCGUCAAGCUGGCUGACUUCGGCCUUGCCAUCGAGGUGGAGGGGGACCAGCAAGCGUGGUUUGGUUUCGCUGGCACCCCAGGAUACCUCUCCCCUGAGGUGCUCCGGAAGGACCCCUAUGGCAAAGCCGUGGACCUGUGGGCUUGCGGCGUCAUCCUCUACAUCCUGCUGGUCGGGUACCCGCCCUUUUGGGAUGAAGACCAGCACCGACUCUACCAGCAGAUCAAGGCUGGGGCUUAUGAUUUCCCGUCCCCUGAGUGGGACACGGUCACUCCUGAAGCGAAAGAUCUCAUCAACAAGAUGUUGACCAUAAACCCGUCUAAGCGCAUCACGGCAGCGGAGGCUCUGAAGCACCCCUGGAUAUCGCACCGUGCCACCGUGGCGUCAUGCAUGCACAGGCAGGAGACAGUGGACUGUCUGAAGAAGUUCAAUGCCCGGAGGAAGCUGAAGGGAGCCAUCCUCACCACCAUGCUGGCCACCAGGAACUUCUCUG
This is a messenger RNA of Balearica regulorum gibbericeps (East African grey crowned-crane), 881 nucleotides long. NCBI's taxonomy places the organism in Eukaryota, Metazoa, Chordata, Aves, Gruiformes, Gruidae. The record is from RefSeq and is a predicted model, not a curated record.